AGAGAGAGAGAGAGAGAGAGAGAGACAGAGAGAGAGAGAGAGAGAAAGGAAUAGAAAAGGAGUGAGGGGGAGUGAGAAAAAGAGAAAGAGAGAGAGUGAGGGAGGGAGGGAUAGAUAGAGAAAGAGAGAGAGAGAGCAGUGAGCACAUUCUGGUUUUGCUUUCAAACUCUCGCUCUCCGCUGAAUCAGUGUGUUGCCGUGACAGCUGCCCCACACGUACACACACGCCAGAGAACGAGUAGCGUGGCGACGAGGAAGAGACACCAACGGCCGAUUCUUCAACCCUGCGCCGUCGAGCAGCACCUGGAAGGGCUCAUUCCACUGCCCCUACACCUGGACAGUCCGCCGUCGUCCACUCAGGAGAAGGCAGCCAGGCUCUUGCUCCCUCUCUGGGCUGACCGCUGAACCUCCCGGACACCAGGCGCUCCUCUGGGCCUGACCGCUCUGCACCCCACCGUCUCCAUCCUCACACUCAGGUAGCCCUUGACCGUGCGCGACUCUCGACCGCUGCCAUGUCGGACGAGGACUGCCGCUCGCCCAUCGGGCUGGACUGCUGCAGCUGCUGCGUGGACCUGGCCAACGGCUACCUGCCGGAGAGCCCCGGGCGCGGCGGGGGGGGCCUGGGCGGCCUGGGCAGCCCCACCUUCACCAACCACUUCAGGCAGCUGCGCGACCAGCUGCUCUUCCAGAACCUCAACACGGACAAGCUCAACAACAUCAUCAUGCGCCAGGACUCGCUGGAGUCGGUGGUCAACGACCCCUGCUACCUGCUCAACGAGGGCAUCUGCAACAGCAACAUCGACCAGACCCUGCUCUCCAUCCUGCUCUUCUUCCACAGCAGCGAGACGCGCAGGAGCGGCCUUCGUCCCAUGAGGGGAGACAGCGGCGAUGGAGACACUGGGACACGUGCUGACAUUGCCUCGGGUGCUAGCGUUGUGGCGAUUGACAACAAGAUUGAACAGGCAAUGGAUCUUGUAAAGAACCAUUUGAUGUAUGCCGUUCGAGAGGAGGUAGAGAUCCUCAAGGAGCAGAUCAAAGAGCUGGCGGAGAAGAACAACCAGCUCGAGCGCGAGAACAGCCUACUGAAGAACCUGGCCAGCCCCGAGCAGAUGGAGAAGUUCCAGUCGCGGCUGCCCUCGGAUGCCCUGGACAUCCAGGAUGGGAAUAACCCAGAGCCCAUGGGCCAAUACCGCACUGGCUCUGCUGUGUAAGUGGCUCUGCCUAGGGGCGGGCAGAGCCACUGCCUCACGCGAAAUGGACCUCCAGUUAUAUGGUCGUGCAACUUCACAACAUGGAAGCUGGUCGUACAGAUGAAACGUGACAUGAAAAGCCUAAAAAGACGAUGUUCCAGUCGGCAUAACCUGUUCUGUAAUAUCCGACAAUCUCUUCGGACUAAGGCUGAAAAGAGAGCGCGUUCUCUAGAUGCCUGAGGUUACAUUGGGACAUUAAGAGACCCUCCCCACACACCACCGCCUCACUCCCCGUUUUUGAUAUCCUUUGAAGGGGAUUUGUUUGUGUGUGCGCGUGUGUGUGUGUGUGGUCGGGGGGUUGCCCAGCUUUGCCUUUCUCCCUCUGUCUGAUGAAGACGAGCAGAGGGGGCUUGUGUGUGUGCCAGGGCUGGCCCAGUGAUCCAGAGAUCUGCGCCCGGUGCGGAAUGCCGCCGCGACACCGUCCACGGCCCUCGCCAAGCCAAGGACCCGGACGAACCUCCAGAGACGUCCCUCCCGUCUCCCACAGCCCCACGUGGAGUUCUUUCUAUGUCCGGUCCUGAUGCAAGCAAGGUUUUCAGGGGGGGGUUUUCCAGACUGACUGUCCACAUCCUUCACAGUUCAAAAUGUUUGUUACUAAACUCAAGGACACCAAGAUGCUGUAGAUGAGUACUUGAGAGAGUCAAGCCGGAGCACUAUUCCAAUCAGUGCCUCACUCAGCCGUUGUUGUUAUUUUUUUAAUCAUCAUAACCGUUCGCAAACAUUUGCUUGUAUUUUGUGCAGUUGGGGCUUGCUGCUUAUGGGGGACAAAUACUGCAUCGUUUUGUUUUGUUUAUUUGAUGAAACUGAACAAAAUUCACUUUAUCAUGAAUAAUUGAUGUAUAAAGCUAUGAUUCAACGGAGAUAGAAAAUCUGUAUACAUUUGCUUAAUUCUGUAAAUUAGCGCAUUUUGUGUAAAGUGAAGUGUUUUAUUUGAAAUUGCAGAUUUUGAGCUAAACAGCCAAUGGCUGUUGCUGCAGAUGCACUCCCACAAUGAUCUGCCAGACAUUUGCGUUCUGUUGACUACAUGCCAACUUGUUCCUGGCACAGUGUGUGUAUAUGUAUGUUUGUAUGUAUGUAUGUUUGUGCGUGAGUGCAUGAGUUGAUGUAUGUAUAGGUUGUGUGAUGAAAACCAUGUUUUCAGAAUGGACCUUGCGUUUUCUAACUACCAAAGACUUGCCUCAUACUCACAAGCCAACCAGGACCAUGUGUUACUUUCACAGGGAGAAGUUUGACCGCAGUAGUUUGGGAAAAUAGAAAAAGAAACGUGGGGUUUUGUUGCUCUAUUGUGUCCACUGGGAUGGGUGUUAACAAUGAUGUAUGGAUACAAAAUGCACACUGCAAUAAACCUUAUGUUUACACUA
Sardina pilchardus (European sardine) is the source of this 2610-nucleotide messenger RNA. It is a transcript of the gene tsc22d3, whose product is annotated as TSC22 domain family, member 3. Bases 512 to 1210 code for a protein of 232 amino acids. Gene Ontology annotation, biological process: regulation of transcription by RNA polymerase II. The transcript is spliced from 4 exons. The record is from RefSeq and is a predicted model, not a curated record. NCBI's taxonomy places the organism in Eukaryota, Metazoa, Chordata, Actinopteri, Clupeiformes, Clupeidae.